AUGGCGUCCGCCGCGCUGAUCAUGUCGUGCGUGUACAACUACGCGCGGUCGCCGCACGUGAUCUGCUCGAUGGGCGACUGCGACACGGUGACGACCACGGUGAUCAUGGCGAUCUUCCCGCGGGCCGUGGCCGUCGGGUGCAUGGUGUCCCGGGCGGCGGUGGCGUACAAGAACGCGACGGGCGCGGUGGCCGCGUACGAGGCCAGCGCCGCCGAGUACGAGGCCCACUAUCCGGUGGACGCGUGCGGCGCGCGAUGGCGCCGGGGGUUCGCGGCCGCCCUGGGGAUCGCGUGCGCCGCGCUCAUAGUUCCGGUGAACGCGUACCGGAUCCACCUGUUGUACCUGCGGUACCGGGACGGCGGCAUCGUCGCGUUCCACGUGUUCAUGUACGCGCAGAACGCCAGCAUGUGCUUCGCCGAACUGCAGUUCGUCGUCUACUGUCUGCAGCUGUGCCGCAUGUUCUGCCAGAUCAACGGCGAACUGUCCGCGCUCAAGUCCGAGACGAUCGCCGUCAACAGGUACCCGGCCGUGCUCAGGUGUCCCGGUCCGCUCCCCGCCGCCUCCGCCGCCGCCGCCGCCACGCUCGGUCGUCCGCCGCUCGCCGAGGACGUGGAGCGGCUCAAGUUCAGGCACCAGUUCGUCAGCGACGCCGUGGCCCACCUCAACGCCCUGUACGGCUUCCAGCUGGGAGCGUCCCUGUCCGCCCUGUUCGUCAUGUCGCUGUUCGACAUCUACGCCGCCGUGUCCAACGUCUUCGAUUCGUCCAGGUUUCACAUGUUCUUCUACGUGUGGUUGUUCCAGUACGCGUUCCGGUUCACCGUGAUCGUGAUCAUGACGCACGUCACCACGAAACAGGCACUCAAAUCGAAAAUUCUUAUAACCGAUAUCAAUUCUCGUCAUGCGGAUAACUAUGCAAAAGAAGAGUUACGAUUGUUUUUGCAAGAAUUAUCCAGUCGUUCGAUGGAGUUCACAACAUUAGAUAUGUUUGUUAUUAAUAUACGUCUCAUUACCUCUCACUUAAAUGAAUUUGGGUUUAUAAAUCUUCGAUAA
Messenger RNA from Aphis gossypii (cotton aphid), 1050 nucleotides. RefSeq lists its product as uncharacterized. The coding region runs from base 1 to 1050 and encodes 349 amino acids. Lineage: Eukaryota; Metazoa; Arthropoda; Insecta; Hemiptera; Aphididae. Gene Ontology annotation, cellular component: neuronal cell body; dendrite; axon. The transcript has 4 exons. The record is from RefSeq and is a predicted model, not a curated record. Gene Ontology annotation, biological process: sensory perception of taste.